AUGCCCGGCCAAGAGGAUACCGCAGUGAGCCCGCUCUUCACCCCUACCCAGCCCAUAUCGCCCCAGGUAACCACCCGAGUCGGACGCCUCGUCUACGUCGGCGAACCCGAAGACCUCAUCGAAUUCCCCGAAGAAAACGAAAGAAAUGCGCAAACUAACCAUCGUGAUAAAAAGCCCGUAGCACGCACGGGUCCGGCUACCUGCAACUGCAAACCCGCGGCCCGGCAGACCAAGGGCUUGGCCGACUCGAAAUGGGCUUCUCCGUCCUUCCGAUCGCUCGGCCACUUCCCCAGGAACACUGCUCUCCUCGGCCAUGCCGUGGGCUGCCCCGUCCGAGUCCAGUUCGAGAUGGCCCACCCUCUCGACUGCGGCGCGAACCCGGCGGCUUACCACGGGCUCAAGAACGCGAGCACGCCUGGAUUUAGGAUGAAUGUAUACGGAUAUGACGCUUGA
This is a messenger RNA of Parascedosporium putredinis, 453 nucleotides long. Lineage: Eukaryota; Fungi; Ascomycota; Sordariomycetes; Microascales; Microascaceae. The record is from the annotation of a GenBank genome assembly.